AGGGUGUUCAGUUGUCGCGGAUCUACGGGGGUGGAGUAAAAUUACCCACUCCCAAAAAAAAAAAAAUCAAAAAGUUUUCUUAUAAAAUAUAAAAAUGAAGAAAAAUAAAAAACAACUAGAUUUAUAUAUAGAAGUUGAUGUCCUGACAGCGGGGACAACGGCAGAAGUUGUGAAUGCAAUCUUGGAAUCAUUAUUGUAUCAAAGGAAUCAGAUACCAUUCGUUUAUAAAACCUAUCGAUAUUAUGUCAACAAAUGGUUAGAACAGGAACAGAAGCAAUCAAAACUCGACGACGAAAUCUGUGGAAUGCAAAGUUUUCAGGUGCAAAGAAAGAAGAAACAAGCUACUGCUACCAAGGAGGCUAUAAGCGCCAUGAGGGAGACUAUUAAAAACGCCUUUGAAAAGAAGCCUAUAAAAUCAAUAAGAUUUUUGUUUGGUUCCACCAUAUUUACCGCCAAGGAGUGUUAUACAUUACACAUACCUCAAGAAAAUAUUGCAAUUAAUCAUUUUCAUGAUCAUCAUAGCAUAUCACCGGGUAAAUUAAAUCAGACCUUAUUAUCUCUAUUAACAAGUGAAGAUCUGUAUGGCAUAUUCUCGCAUAAUUUAAAUCCUACUAACAUAUAUUUGGAAUUUGAAAUAUUGGAAGAUGAUAAUCCAGGCUUAAUAUCUAGUAAGGACGCAUUAAACAAAUCACCGAUAUUUCCCAAAGAUUUUUCUUCAUUACCGGCCAGCUGUAAGGACAUUCAUAUACAUUUAAUGCAUAAGCCAGUUGUCGCUAUCGAUUAUAAACAACUUAAAUGUUGUAAAGAUCUACAGGUCUUCGAAGAUCUAAUAAGUUUAAAUUUGGACGAUAACAGCGAACGACAGGAUAAUAUUAAUAAUAAAUUGACAAAAUCAUAUGCAAAUUCAAUACCGUCUUGGUGGGAAGCUGAAAUUGUUAUACGCGGUUUUAAGGAUCAACCUACUAAAGGGUUUAAUAUAUGGUCCUAAUUUUUUUAAUAUCCGCUAUGAAUUUUUUAAUUAGAUUACUUUUUUUAAUAAAUAGAUUAUGUAUUUUAAAAUAAAAAAGAA
Lucilia cuprina (Australian sheep blowfly) is the source of this 1069-nucleotide messenger RNA. RefSeq lists its product as uncharacterized. The transcript is spliced from 4 exons. Gene Ontology annotation, biological process: regulation of exit from mitosis. Gene Ontology annotation, cellular component: nucleus. The record is from RefSeq and is a predicted model, not a curated record. Bases 95 to 988 code for a protein of 297 amino acids. Lineage: Eukaryota; Metazoa; Arthropoda; Insecta; Diptera; Calliphoridae.